AUGAGUGUUUUUUUAAGUUCUGGAUAAGAAAGUUUAUUCUUUUAUGUAAUAAUGACAGUCUUAAAAUUUGUUUUUUCAGGUUUGAUAGGUUUUAUCAUUGAUCAUGUGCAAUAUACUUUUAAUCUUUUAUUUGGAAGCUAAUUAUUGAUUUUAUUUUCCUACUGCUUUUAUAUAGUAUUUAUUGUGAAAAUGGUUACAGAUUAGAUUCUUUUUGAUUAUUUAUAUUUUGCAAAUGGAUUUUUAAUAGUAGGAGAAUAAUUAGGAAGUAUAAUUAUAUUAACUUUGAUUUCUAAACAUUUUGAAAGUUAAGAAGUUCCUUAUUAAAUAGGAACUUUUCAAAAAUACUCUUUUUUAGGAACAUUAUUUAGUUAUCUCAUAGUUUUUAUAAUAUUAAUACUAUAUUUUGUGUAAAAUUUGGCAAUAACAAAAUUUAUAUAAAAGUACGAAUAUAAUAUCAUAAUUUUAUCAAUAAUUCCUUUGAUAAUAUUAUUAACAGAAACAAUAUUUCUAUAUUAUUCAUUUCCUUAAUUUAAAAAUGAGGCUGAAGAAUUAAUGCCUGAGAUUAAGACUAUUCCAGUUUAAUAAAAAGGAAAUUUACUGUAAGCAUUAAAAAAUAUUUUCAAAACUGAUAGCGCAUGGGUUGCUUUAUCAGCAGGGAUUAUAAUGGGGAUUAUAAAGAUUUGGUUAGGAUUUUAACAAAAUUAAUUAUUUAAAGAUUCAAAUGAUUAUAUUUUAAUUUAUCUGAUUAUUUAUGCUUUUUUACCUACUUUAAUAAGUAAAAAUGAAAUAAAUAUAGGUUUUUGUAUGAUUUCAAGAAUAGUUAAGAACUAUGAAAAUGAAUAGAUCCCUCUUUAAGCAUUGAUAGAUAAAUCAAUAGAAUCUUUUGUCUAUUUUAUAUUAUCAAUUUUAAUUGUUACUUCUGUAUAAUAAAAAAUAGAUUUAGGACAAAAAAUACUUUUAUAUAUCGUCUUUGGAAUAUUCUAAAUAUUAUAGUAAUAUUAUUUGACAGUGAUAUCAGUAUUUAGCUUAUAAAUUUAUUUAGAUAUCUGGAGUUAGUAUGAUAGGGAUUCAUAAAGAAAAUUAUAAAAAUUAGGGUUUGACUUUUGGUUUAUUGUCAAUGAUAGAGAAUGGUUUUGCAGUUUGGGUAGUUUUGGCAAUGGCUUAUGGAGAUCAUAAAGAAGCCAUUGUUUAUGGAUUUGCAUUUGGAUAUACAUUAAUAAGCAUUAUAUCUAGUAAGAUGCUUUAGUUUGAUAAGCAAGUGAAUAAAACACAUAAUAAAGUUAGAAUAAUGGAAGAGGAUAUAAGAAAUGGUUAAUUAAUAGAUAAAUGA
Paramecium sonneborni is the source of this 1330-nucleotide messenger RNA. The record is from the annotation of a GenBank genome assembly. NCBI's taxonomy places the organism in Eukaryota, Ciliophora, Oligohymenophorea, Peniculida, Parameciidae.